AAUACCAAAAGCACUAAAAUAGCUAACUGCUUCCCUUCUCAUAUCUCCUCAGAACUCUCCCACUCUAGAAAAAACUCAGCUAAGUUUUUUUCGUUCGGGAAAAGAAACCAAACCAAACUACAAACUCAAAGCUUUCUUUCACAAGAGAAACUUGUCUGUCCAUCUAUCUCUGACAAGUCUAGUUUACUGGUGUGCUUCUAGUCUAAAAUCCGAAGCUCAUAAUGGGGGAGGAAGCGAAGAAGCCUGCAGCAGAAGAAGAGAAAAAACCAGAGCAACCAAAGAAAGUAGAGGAAGAGAAGAAGAAAGAGAAGCCAGCUGAAAAACCGGCGACCGAAGAGAAAAAACCAGAGGAAACAAAAAAAGAGUCACCCCCAGCCCCUCAAGAAAUUGUACUUAAAGUUUACAUGCAUUGUGAGGGUUGUGCCCGUAAGGUCCGCAGGUGGCUCAAGGGCUUCGAAGGAGUUGAAGAUGUGACUACUGAUUGCAAGACUAGUAAGGUGGUUGUGAAAGGAGAGAAAGCGGAUCCACUAAAAGUUCUUGAAAGAAUUCAAAGGAAGAGCCAUAGGCAAGUGGUGCUUAUCUCUCCGAUCCCAAAACCUCCCUCGGAAGAGAAGAAGAAGGCUGAGGAGAAGGAGAAGCCGAAAGUUGAAGAGAAGAAAGAAAAGCCUCCCGUGAUCAUAGCGAUGCUAAGGGUAUACAUGCAUUGUGAAGCUUGUGCACUGGAAAUCAAGAAACGGAUACAAAGAAUGCAAGGUGUGGAAUCGGCUGAACCAGAUCUUAAGAGCUCACAGGUGAUAGUGAAGGGAGUGUUUGAACCUCAGCAACUAGUUGAAUACGUGUACAAAAGAACUGGGAAGCACGCAGUGAUAGUAAAACAAGAGCCAGAGAAGAAAGAGGAAGAGAAAGAGAAAGAGAAAGGAAAAGAAUCCAAAGAAGAGAAAAAAGGUGAAGAAAGUGACAAACAAAAAAAAGGUGGUGGUGGUGAGCAAGGAGAAGGCAAAGACAAAAAAGAAGGUGGUGGCAGUGAGGCCAAAGCAGUAGCAGCACCACCACCACCACCUGCAGAGGAAACUACAGAAGAAACCAGGGUGGUAGAGCUCAGGAAAAUGGAUUUUUAUAAUUAUUAUUCACCAAGAAGUUAUGAGCACUAUUCACCACCUCCUCAGAUCUUCAGUGACGAGAACCCCAAUGCAUGUUCUGUUAUGUAAAACAGUUUUGAAAAUGAAGGGCAAGAUGGGAUUGGGGAAAAAUAAUUACGGGCGAUAAAUUUGCAGCUUAUAAAUAAUAUAUAUAUCCUGCUUCCAUGUGCACCCUCCCUUGUACUCCUUCAUAAAUGUAUAAUCUACAGACAACCUGUGGAGUUUUUGUGAGGCUUGUAGUUU
Molecule: messenger RNA, 1382 nt
Organism: Populus euphratica (Euphrates poplar)
Lineage: Eukaryota; Viridiplantae; Streptophyta; Magnoliopsida; Malpighiales; Salicaceae
Product: muscle M-line assembly protein unc-89-like
Exons: 5
Coding region: 222-1208 (328 amino acids)
Molecular function (GO): metal ion binding
Source: RefSeq, a predicted model, not a curated record